AUGCACUUCAUAAGCAUUUCUCUCGUUGCAUUUGUCGCAUGGGCUUCACAUGGAACACUUGUUGUAAGGAAGAAGUUUCAAAAAAAUUGCUGGGCUCUUUCUCCCUUUUUUCAACCCAUUUUUUGGGCUUUUCAGAGCGCCAGUCCUCCCGGUCCCAAUCACUACGAAGACUACAUUCCCCCAGAUUUCAAUCAAGGGCGGUUCGAGAGACAUGGAGGAUUCAGCAAUGUCCCCAGUCCCCCACAUUUACCAUGCCCUCCAAAAGUACAAAGUCAAUCAUGGGGGAAUAGUUGGUCGACAAGUUGGAGUAGCAGCAGUGAUGGUAAGGAGGGUUAUCUUAGAGGGUCAGUGGAGCCAUUUGGCAAGAAAAAUUUAAUGUUUAUUUCUAUAUAAUACUGUAGAGUAAUGACUCUAUAAAAAAUAUUUUUUUUUUCUGGCCAAAUGGACAAAAAUACGGCUUGAAAGUGUCUUUUCUGUGACUGCAUGUCUCGUCCAAAAUUUCAAAGUCAACUCUAACCAAAAUACCGAAAAAAUCCGACAUUUCUUCGUGAUUUUCAACCGAAAAAAUUCGAAAUUUCUCAAGCAUUUUCAACCGAAAAACACUGGUUUUCGGGACUAAAAGGGACCUACUUCAAAACGUCGUAGCAACCUCAGUUUCCACUUUAAAAUCAUGUUUUUUCAUAGACAAAAAAAAUGUGGCUUAAAAAUACAUAUUCCAAGAACGAACUCUCUGCGCCGUCUCCGCCGAAAGUUAUAGCCUCCGACUUUCCUUCACGUCUCUUGAAAGACCCUGUACAGGGUGUUUCAAGAAAUUUGGAACAAAUGACUUGCUUAUAUCUUUUUGUUCUUUGAAGCUAUCAACGAAUUUCUUUUUGCUUCUAAAAAUUGACAGCGUGCGUUUUUAGAAUCUCAAAAAAAUUUUUUUUUCGUCGGCGGAGGGCCCAUUUCUCGGCGGAGAAAAUUAGGGCCUUUUUUAAAAAUCACAGCGUAUUACGUGGCGGAAACGCCGUUGCAACGGCUGAAAUCAAGUUUACGUAAUACCUCCGUCGAUUUUACGGUAUGCAUUUUUUUGUUUUCGAUUUUACGCGCACCGCGGAGGCGCGGCGGAGACUUCAGAUUCUCCCGGUUCGGCCCGGAAAAUUUUUGUAUUGGGUUGGAAAGAAAGAAAGCGGGAAAUGAAAGGAAAAUUAUGGCAAAUUUUCGCAAAAUGUAAAGAAAAAUUUAGCAAAACCUAGGUACAUAAGGUAAUUCUGUCGAAAAAGCUUAUUUUUGCCUUUUAUCCGGGCAAUACUCAGAUUUCAAAAAAACCGGGCCGGAAAAUUUUGCAAGGCCCGGCCCGGAGCCAUGCUUACUGUAGAUGCUUAUAAGGCCUUUCAAAAACUAUCUUUCAGGCUGCAAUAACCAAUCACCAGUCCCUCCACCACCCGCUCCACUUCCUCGUCCCCACUCCACCUACUCUCAUCCUCCUCCACCGCCUCCGGAACCAGAGCCGGAGCCUCGUUUUUACCGACCUCCACAAUACAGCCGACCUCUCCCUUCGAUCCCCGACCCGCUUCCAGAGCCACAGCCGGAGCCGAUUCCUCGGCGUCGGUUUGAUUUGGGGAAGAUACGAAGGGAAGAGAUUGAAGGUCUAUGGACAGAGUUCUCACCAGCUUCGAGAAAUUUUCUGGCUCCGGAUUCAGUCAGAAGCGGGAUUCCUCCGCAUUGUGUGAAGAGAAUUGUGAGAUAUUGUUCGAGGAAUCCGGAGAGCCUUAGAUGCAGGUAAGUAAUUCAACAAAAAAGUUGUUUCAAAACAAAAAAUCAGCUGUCGGGAAAAUAAUGAGUCGUCGUUGAAGCGAAAAGCAAUUUUAUUUUGACGCGACACAAUUCAUUUUCUCGGCGGCGAUGCUAUUUAUUUUUGAUGCGACAGAGUGCUCAUUAUUUUCCCGACAGUCUAAUAAACUCGUCAAUACCUCGGCCGUCACUGCCGCUGCUUUGGCUCCCGCCGGUAGUAUCUCUAUGUAUACGAUAUAUAGCAAGGCUAAAGAAACUUAUUCGUAGCGGAAAGGUUUCGUUGAAUGGAGCUUCAAUUUGGCCUGAAAUUGAAAACUGUGACCUCAGAAAUAAGAAUCUGUCUGGAAAAUAAUGUGGAUUUGUCGCAGCAAAAAGUCUCGGUUUGUCGCCAAAUUUGCACCAAAUUUCCGGCCCAGCAUCGCUUAGCCGUCGCAAAGCGAUGAUGGGCGAUUCCAAGGCGUUAAGAAUCCACAUUAUUUCCCCGACAAACUGAUAUAAUAUUUCUUUUUUAGACAGGUUUUGUUGUAUGGGAGUAUGCUUUACAGAGAUUCCACUGCGUAAAUAUCAGUAUGUCGGAAAAAUAAUGGGCACUCUGUCGCAUCGAAAAUGGCAUCGCCGCAGAGAAAAUGAAUUGUUUCGUGGCAAAAACAGAUCGCUUUUCACUUCAGCGAGGCGAUCGGCGCAGCGACAUGCGCUCACUAUUUUCCCGACAGACGGAUAUGACUUUUCUUGGCCGCAAGAAGGUCUUGAAAACUCACUUUUCAAUUUUUAUAAUGUUUUAGAGGGCAUUCCGAAUGGAUUUCCGAUGACAUUGUGCCCGAUCCCCCAUCACACGGAAGCGUUUUCAUUGAAGACGAAAACGAGAUUUUUUCUCUCUACAACUUCACUGCAUCUUCGCCUCCAAGAUUACCUCGAGACGACGUUCUCACCAACGUUCCUUCCGAUUUACGCGCCGAAGUUUCCGAUGGUUCUGUCUAUAAUCUAAAGCCAGAAGAACGAAGUCAAAUAAAUGCGGCAUGUUCGUAUGGAGCUGGUUGUUUGCAUCAGCCGAAAAGCGCGUUGUUUGAUCGCUCGGAUAUUGCGGAGCAUCACUCCACAGUUUUGAGAUUUUUGAAUAGUGGAGUUGGCAAGGAGAUUGAUAAGAAUGUGGAGACGCAAUUUCUGAGGACAUACGAACUGAAGAAGGCGAUUAUGAGCAAGUUGGGAUUGGAUGGAAAGGUGGGGAAGAGUUUGAUUGCUAUUGUCAUAUCAGUCUGUCGGGAAAAUAAUGUGGUUUUGGCACAGUAAAAUGUCUCGCUUCGUCGCAAUUGCGCGCCAAAUCAAGAGUCGUGACUGUCCGUUGAAAAGCGAUAAUGGUCGAUUCCAUGUCGCGACGAAUCCACAUUAUUUUCCCGACAGACUGAUACUUACAAUUAGAGAGAAAUACUUUAAGAACACUUGGCUCGAUAGGUCAAGUGUUUCUCUCUAGUAUUUUUUGCACAGUAAAAAUCCGUCAUCAAAGUGAUGAUGGGCGAUUCAAUGGUGCGACGAAUCCACAUUAUUUUCCCAACAGACUCAAACAUAUCAAUACAGGGUGGUUCAGCCGGAGCUUCCAUCCUUAUUUCAAGUAUUUCUCCGCCGAUAAUGCACCAAUUUUUAUAAAAUUAAGAUCGAAUUGAAGCUGAGGUUCCCCAUUUUUUGUCCACCAAAUAUGACAGGCCCAAGUUCAAGGAUACCCCCGUACUGACCUGUGACAUUUUCAUUCCAAAUUUUAGAGCCCGAAAUCGGUGAAACUUAGAAAAUUUUUGCAAUGAUUUUCAAUUAAGUUCUCGUGCUUGGAAAAUAUUCGAGUCUUUGGCAAAAUAUGACAUUCAGAAGUUGCUGAAAAAAUUGACGGCAGUCAAUGGAGCACUCCUAGUUAAUCUUGAAGGCAUUGCAGUGGUUCAAAGGUCCUCCCUGAUAGGAGUUCAAUGGAGUCCCCGAAAGCCACACCAAAGUCCCAAAUAUCCCAGCGGAACUAUCCAAAGGAAUAAAAGAACGCCAAUAAUAAAUAUAAACCCGUUUAUCCAGAGGAAGGGUCGAUACAAUCACGUAAAUGUCAAAAUAGGUAAAACCAAGUGUCGGCUGGCGGAACUAUCCUUACCAGCCGUUCGUCAACCUGUCCUAUUGUCCGAAUCCAACCGACCGCCACUCGGUUCUCCGGAUCCUCCUCUUCUGACUGAAUUCCAUUCUCUCACGUUCCUUGACUUUCCAACGGUGCGUUAGGUUUCGCGGCGGGACCCAGCCCGAGGUUCGGUGCGGUCCUGCACCAUUCGCCCCCUAACCAAGUUGGCAUCGUCCCCGAUGUCAGUGAAGUCGAUGCGCCGUUGGGGAAGUUGAGUGGUUUCUCCUGGGGCUUAUCCGAUCUGGUUUGGUAUUGGUGAAAUGGCAUGAAGUGAGCUUUGUCCGGAAGGGAACGUAGUCGAAAUCUGAAAGUAAAAGUGAUUAAAAGUGAAUAAAAGUCCCUAAAAAUCCCUAAAAUAUCCUAAAUAACCCCCAAGCUCCCCCCUAAACAUCUGAAGUCGUCCUCGACUUCAAAAAGUAAGUUCCGGGUUUUCAGGAUAUUUUAUGGGAUCCUGAAACUUAUCUAAAAAUAAGGUACGAGUAGAUGUUUUACCGGAACAAAAUAAGUAAAUAGUGAAUUUACGAAUCAAAAAUUGAAAUACCUUUAAAAUUAUACAAGAUACUACAACAAAAUACGGUAUUUUCACACUAAGAUAGCAAUUUACGAUCAAGUUAGCCGCACGGAUGACGUAAACCUCCGAAAAUUUAAAUUUGGUUCCUUUUCCUUCAAUUCGCGAGGAAUACGACCAUUCUAUCGAGUUGUUCUUGUCGAAAUCACCAUUGAAACUGUGAUUUUCCUCCAAGAACUUAAAUUUGCAGCCUUUAGCAGGGAGAAAUGACUUCAGAAACAUAUUAUCAUAUAGGCAAUUACCAGGAAUUUGAAUAUUUUGAUCAACCCUUGGCACAAUUUUUGCGGAAAGUUCAUUUCUCUUCUCAAAACUCUCGAAAGUAUCUUCCUUCGGGAUGUCUACAUUGACUUUUGGGUCUUUGCUCUCAAGGGCCGUAGUAUUAAACCAUUUUUCGUAUACUGAAUUAUCUAGGAUCUCCUCAAAACUCGGAAUUAUCCCCUUCUUCUCGUGUUUCCAACUCAUAAACGCAGAUUUUGACAACUCCAAUGUGUAGUCUGUCUGUGGGUGAACUUUUGCGGGUAGACAUGAAAUCUCGGGCUCAGCGGAUAAUGUCUCGAGAUCUCCGGAUUCGAGUUCAUCGUUACGUGUACUCGAUUCCUCAAGAUUUGAGCAUGUAAAAGGUUCCUGACGUGAUUUCAGUUCGGGGUUUUCUCUCAGACUCUCAAUUUCGUUUAUCGUGCAGUUUGCCGUAAUUUUAACUUCAGAAUUCUCCUGUAGUUCUUGCUCCACUGGACCAGCUGAGAUGAUUUGCGGAACGCUUGAAGAUCCUCUAUUCGCUUUAUAAUUUACCCGAGCUGCUAAUGCCUUCUCUCUGAGCUGCUUCAAAUAAUCCUUCCGUUUGUGACAAUCCUUCUCCAAAUGUUCUCCUCCAUCACAAUAUUGACAAAAUAAUCGCGCUUUAAAACUGCUGAUGGAUUCACCCGACUCUGGCUUGCGCGAAUUUAUUGCAGGCCGGGUAGGUGAAAAUCCUGUAGCUGGUUUGCAAUUGGACCUACGUUAUCAACCGUUGGUUGAGGAAUUGGUCGAUUAUUUUGAGACGGACCGUUCCAAAAGGCACUUAGAUGCGCUGGAGCAUGACUGUUUAAGAAAUUCUCAGCUUCAAAUGAUGGAUUUUGCUGGGGUUGAUACCAGUUUCCUUUGUUGUAUUCAUACACAUUGGUGGCAAUCUUAACCAUCUCUUCGAAGGGGAGGUUUUUAUGCAAUUCCGCGGCAAGUGCGAUGCUAGCUUCUCUAUGAUUUAAUCCAGCCAUAAAUUUCGAGAUCAUAUGUUUUUCGAGUAUGUGUUUGGGUGCGCCAGCAAAUGCUCUGAUAGUGAUGUCGCUUAUCUGAUCAGCAUAUUCGCGGAUAGACAUAUUGUUCUCACGGAUGAAAGGUUUGAGAUAAAUCGAAGCCCAGUCCUUAUGAUCUGCUGCUCUACUUUUCAGCUCAUUCUCAAAUUCAGCUAGAUUUUGAUCGAAGUCACUACUCUCCGAAGCCAUGCUCGUGUGUUCCCACAACCAAGCUGCUUUUCCCGCUACUUUGGCUUCAAGAAGAUCCCUCCUUUCUUGCGUGGUGUGAUUUACAGUCCCCGCGCGAAAUUUGUAGAAAAAACUGACUACUUCGCUUUGUUUCUCUUUCCCCGUCAACGUUGGUAGUCGCAUCUCUAUAAACAUAAGAUCCGCGACGGAUCCCGCGCUUCUAGCCGGCGGAUUCUCUAGGCGCGGCGCAAAAGAAAUACUCUCGCUCUGCGGUUGCUUUACUUCGCUUUGCGCUAAUAAAGUUUGAACAGAUUGAGAUAACUCUUCUAUUUUCUUUCUAUCUUCCUCAGCUUGUUUUUGUACCUCGAUCAAGGUCUUAUCAGAUUUUUCCCGCUGCUCCUUCAUGAAGCGCAAUAUGUCUCCCAAGACUUCUUUACUACCCUCGCUGCUGUCCCCUUGCUCCAUUUUUUUCUAAACAACAAGGCACUAAUUCAAAAAGAACUCACUUCACUUCCACUUGUCGAGGUUCUGGGCCGGAAUUGUGGUUCUUGGCAACUCGAGUCUCCGAUGCUGCAAAGAGUAGAAUUAGAUCAAUGGAUUCGCGGAAAUCACGAAUGCAAUCACGCAACUUAUAUACGAACACGCACUACACGAAACUCUUGACAAGACAACACAAAGUUUCAAAGCAAAUACAAUUUUCAAAAACUUUCUCAAACAAUUCCGAUUUGAUACCUAAAACAAUAUCAAAUCACAAAAUUCUCGCAACUUCGCAAAUUAUUUUCGAGAAAAAUUCGUUUCUCGUUGCUCAAAAGGUCUCAAUACAGCUCUUCUAUCUUGAAUCUGUUGAUGGAUUCAAGUUUGACAAAAGGUCCGAUAUUAUACUUGCUACGGACAGGUCCAGUCGUUACCCAGACGACAACUUGGCUAAGGAGUUCAAUGUUACUCUUGCCAAAACAGGUUCCGGUAUUUAUUCAGACGGAAGCUGUCUCUCAAUUCUGCUCUUAUCUUAUUUCGAGACAGAAUUGCUUGUGUUGACCUACUAUUAUUUAGGUAACACAAGGCCGGGUUUCUCAAGAACGAGUCCCAGCGUCGAUUUCACCGCUCUUCCGGAGGCGAAAUUCGACUCAGAGUGCCCUUCUCUUACGUUCGGUCACACUCUGAUCUCUUCGGGAGCACUUAGGAUCCCUCCGAGAUAUCCUCACGAAUAAAUCGCGAGUCGAGAUUUCGGGUAACUCUUGCUUUACCCUCAAGAGAAUCAAAAAAGAUUCUCUAUCUCUUCAAGCCUAAAAGCCAAACAAAAACCAACAAAAACUUACCUAAAAAUCCAAUCGCUAUCGGCCUACGUCUCCCGCAGCGUGGUCGCCAAGUGGUUCAAAGGUCCUCCCUGAUAGGAGUUCAAUGGAGUCCCCGAAAGCCACACCAAAGUCCCAAAUAUCCCAGCGGAACUAUCCAAAGGAAUAAAAGAACGCCAAUAAUAAAUAUAAACCCGUUUAUCCAGAGGAAGGGUCGAUACAAUCACGUAAAUGUCAAAAUAGGUAAAACCAAGUGUCGGCUGGCGGAACUAUCCUUGCCAGCCGUUCGUCAACCUGUCCUAUUGUCCGAAUCCAACCGACCGCCACUCGGUUCUCCGGAUCCUCCUCUUCUGACUGAAUUCCAUUCUCUCACGUUCCUUGACUUUCCAACGGUGCGUUAGGUUUCGCGGCGGGACCCAGCCCGAGGUUCGGUGCGGUCCUGCACCAUUUUGCUCUUGUGUUCUGGGGUAACAGGCUUUGUUAAUCAAAAUUUUAAAAAAUACGAACAAAUGAGCGAGACUGUCUAUGUGGAUGACGAAAUCCACCCUGAAGAUAAAUAACAAGUUGUAAAGCCUGGAUUGCCCGAGAAAAGAGCUUUCGUUUUCAAUCGUUCGAUUUGGUACCUUGCCGGAUUGAAAUAUGCUUUUUAGGCACUUUGUACUUCUGUGAACCUUACUUUUUUUUAAAAAUUUUCAUCGAAUUUGGCGACUUUGUUUUUUGUCGGAAAUCCAAAAAUUUGACAAGUCCGAGAAACCUGUCAUAUUUGGUGGACAAAAAAUGGGGAACCUCAGCUUCAAUUCGAUAUUAAUUUUAUAAAAAUUGGUGCAUUAUCGGCGGAGAAAUACUUGAAAUAAGGAUGGAAGCUCCGGCUGAACCACCCUGUACUUUUUCGGCUGCUUGUCAGAAAAGAUUUUUUUAGACUGUAAAUGACAAACAUGCAGUUUUCGAAGUUAUAAAAAACAGAAAAAGACGUAUUUUACAAGCCGGUUCUUAACCCUUCGCUACUAUAAAAUGCUCAGUUUUCUAUGAAACUUUUGAUUUUUCGCUCAAAAUGAUGAGAGCCGGCAAGACGAGAGGAGUUUUUUGACACCAUUUUCACUGAUUUUUCUUGGUAAAAAUUGCUUUUUAUAUCGAUGUUAUCGUUCUUAUCAGACUGUAAAGCUUGUGUUAUCAUCGAUAUUACCUUCACAAAAAGUGAACAGUUAAUGGAGACUUCUUACUUUAACAUUCUGCUAAUCUUUAGUGAUGAAGCCGUAUUUUACCAUGCCGAAAAGUGCGACAAUUUUUGGCACCUCCGCACUUUAUUCCAUCGUAUAAGUUUGCCGGGAAAAUUAUGAGCGCCCUGUCGCUGAAGUGACACGCAUUUUGAUUUUACCGCUACAUUAUUUAUUUUCUCGGCGGUUUUUUUUUGAAUCGGCAAUGUGCUCUUUAUUUUCCCGACAAAAUAGUAUUAACUUUUCCGGACAUAAUAAUACAAAAUUUACUGUCUUUCGUGACAAAACUGGACCCUAUUUUUGCAGGUAGAACCCCUCAACGACGGGAUUUUCCAAGGAGACAUCCUCCUCAGCACCGAACAAGCUGAUAUCCUCCUCAACGCCGUGCAAAACGACCUUCCUCCUAUAAUUUCUGUCCCAUAUAGCCAACAAUCUUCACCAUCCUACCACCCUUACAGUCAUCCUCGUUCCGGCUACGGAUAUAAUCGAGGGAAACGCUCCGGGAUUUUCUUUGAGGAACAGUUUAUUCGGCAGUGGUCCAACUCGUAUAUCCCGUAUUUCGUUGAUCCACAAAUGAGUGCCGAUCAAGAGGCCGUGAUUGACAGUGCUGUGGAGGCGAUUCAAGCAGUGUCUUGUUUGAAUUUCGUGAAGCAAAGCUCGAGGCCGACUGGGAACUUCAUUUUUUACUCAAUUUAUCCGUCAACUGCGUUGUAAGUGGCGGAAAUUGGGGGGUUUUAAAAUUUAUACAUAGAAAAAAUAUUUUACAGUAAAAAACAAUAGGGGAUUAUGCAAAUUUUAAGGAAAUUUCGAGGAAUUUUAGUAAUCAAAACUUUGCAUAAUCAAAAAUUUUUGUAGCAAAAAAUUUGUAUAAUUUCUUUUUAAUUCCCUUAAUUUUUUGAAAAUUUGCAUAAUUUCUUUUUAAUUCCCUUAAUUUUUUAAAAAUUUGCAUAAUUUUUUGAAAUUUCCUUAAUUUUUUGGAAAUUUGCAUAAUUUCUUUUUAAUUCCCAUAAUUUUUUGAAAAUUUGCAUAAUUUCUUUUUAAUUCCCUUAAUUUUUUAAAAAUUUGCAUAAUUUUUUGAAAUUUCCUUAAUUUUUUGGAAAUUUGCAUAAUUUCUUUUUAAUUCCCUUAAUUUUUUGAAAAUUUGCAUAAUUUUUUAAAAUAUCCUUAAUUUUUUGAAAAUUUGCAUAGUUUUUUAAAUUUCUUUGAUUUUUUGAAAAUUUGCAUAAUUUUUUUGAAUUUGCAUAUUUUAAAAAAAUUAAUUGAAAAUGAUAAAAAAGACGUAUUUUACAAUUUCAGCUGCGGAAUCAGCAACAUUGGCAUGCAAAAAAGUGGGAACAAUGUGGUCUACAUGUCCUUCAUGUGCAAUAGUGUAAGUUUAUCCCCAAAAUUUUGUCUUUUCAUUUGUCGAAAGUGCUUGUAAAAUACGCAAUUUAUAGCAUUUACUUUUAUAAAAAACAACUUUAGCAAGACAACCGAGGCGUUGCGAUCCACGAAACGCUUCAUGCGUUAGGAGUGGCCCAUGAGCAUGUGCGAACUGAUCGAGACGACCAUAUUAGGAUCAAUUGGAACAAUGUGGAUCCGAAUAACUAUGCGUUCUUCGCGUUGAAUGAUGCCAAGAUGUUUACAAGGUAAGGAAAAAGGUGAAAUUUAUCCACUGGGGUUAUCUGACUGGGCCGGGCCAGGGAACUCCGUAGCUAAAUUUUAGCUACGGAGUUCCCUACGGCUACGGGAUGAGUUCUAACAAGGGUGUGUGUACGUGGCUGAAAAAGUUUGUUUUGUGUGCCUUGUGGUUCGCUAGGGUUCGAAAAUCAUAAAAAUAAAAUAAUUAUUAGUAAGCUUUUAUGUACACAACGUCAUCAUGAUUUUUUAAAUGUCAUCAGGUUAUCGAUACUAUAGAGAAAAUAGCUUUGUGGAUAUUUCAUUUCUGAAACCGCAAAUGUGCGAUUCAAAAGUAGCUUUGAUGACGGUUUUAGGCGGCUAACAAGAUUUGGCACAAAACAAAAAGCAGUAAAAGCAAGAUUUUUUAGGAUACGUACUGGCUUAUUGUUGGCAAUUUCUUUCUAUAUAAAAUACGCGAUCAUAAUUUUUUUGCCGAAUUUUUAGCUACGGAGUUCCGUACGGCUACGAUUCCAUCAUGCAUUACAAAAGCACGGCCGCGACGACAGCAACCGCUUCAGGGCCAAGUAUGACGCCGCUUCAUGGCUCUGAAUAUGAGAUGGGGCAACGAAGGCAUCUGAGUGAAACGGAUAUCCAAUUGCUCAACAAAAUGUACUGCAAACCUGAAUGUAAGCGAGCUAACAAGUCAAAAAGCAAAAUUAUCGGCCUGUCGGGAAAAUAAUGAGCAUUCUGUCGCAGCGAAAAUGGCGACACUGCGCUCGUUACUUUCCCGACAUAGUGAUAAAAUAUUUAUGAUGGAUUCGUAUAAAUAUUUGAAAAUUUUAGCGUGCUCGGACCGCAAUGUUUACUGUGGAUUGUGGGCGAACCGAGGGAAAUGUGAAACUUCAGGAUGGAUGAGGCAAAACUGCGAAAAAUCUUGUGAUCUUUGCUGA
Molecule: messenger RNA, 10996 nt
Organism: Bursaphelenchus xylophilus (pine wood nematode)
Lineage: Eukaryota; Metazoa; Nematoda; Chromadorea; Rhabditida; Aphelenchoididae
Source: the annotation of a GenBank genome assembly